Molecule: messenger RNA, 537 nt
Organism: Psylliodes chrysocephalus
Lineage: Eukaryota; Metazoa; Arthropoda; Insecta; Coleoptera; Chrysomelidae
Source: the annotation of a GenBank genome assembly
AUGCUGAAUGAGGAACGUCCAGUUCAAGACUUUAUAGAAGAACAACGAGUGAAAAUGAUUAACUACAUACAAAAUUUCCUAAAAGACGGAAGUCAUCCAAGAAAAGACUACAAAGAGUUAUUACAACUAUCACCUUUGUACCUAGGAAGUUGGUCUCAAGACGAAUUCAGUUUCAGGAUCCCAGGAGCUCUGCAUCAAACAAGGUGGAUAGCAAAAGCAAUUUAUGCACUUAAAAUUGUUCUCUUCACUAAACAGUUGAAUAUGACUCAACGAGAAUUGAAAGAAAUGAAAAGGGAUGCACAUUUUGUCAGCCUCAUAUAUCUUCUGAAUAUUUAUCCAGGUGUAUACGUCAAAAAAAAUGCUCUUACUGUUGCUAAGAAACACCUGCGAUAUCUGUCAGAAACAAUCGUAGGAUUAGCUUUUCUGAAUGAACGUAUUAGUCAGAUUGAAAAGGAAAAUAUGAUGAAACAUUUAGAAACCAAACCUCAAAAUAAAAAGGAAAUGAAACGAUUAGACGAUGAAAAACUUAGUUUUUGA